GUAACCGGAUACUACUAACGUUACUGAAGAUAGCGGGGCGACACAAAUUGAAUCUCGUUAGCUAAGUAACGUUGGACACUAACGUUAGAAUUUACACGGAAUUUACACGUUAUCAUCUGAAGGAACGGAAAAUACCUGGAUUCGAAAGGAGCAUACGCUGUAUUAUACCACUCUUGUUGAACGUGUGUUAUGGGAACUCGCUCAACUGAGCACUUUCUGCCAUGAUGCACGGGUUUCAUGAAUGCUUGGCAGGCUAGCUUUUGGUGCUGACUUACACUAUUUUCUGACGAAAAAGAAGCUCGAUCUUUCAUACUACCACCAAUGAUGGCAAAAACCACAUUGUCGCAGGUCGUAGAAUUGUUCCAUUAUUUGCAAGAUCCGCACCAUGUCGCACGGUUUCAGCAGAUCUGCGGGGUGCGCGGGACGUUUUCUAAGAACUCAGCGGAGAUCAAAGACACUGAGCGGACUCAUUUGCACAACAACGGCGUCUCCAUCCAUCCCACCAGUGAAAGUGACAAAUGCACUCUCAGUGGUGGCGGAGAAGGAGAGGAGACAGAGGGUCUUCGACAGAGGAUCUCGAGCGGACUCUCUUUAAAACCAGAGGGACUUGGAAAUGUUCCUCAAAAUGGAGCAGCGGUCACACCGGGGUCUGAAAGGUCGGGGCAUAGCACGGGCGAAACCGGAGCCCGGGACAGCGUGGAAAAUGUUUCAAAUAAUGUUAAUCCGUCUGAGGUGGAGAUUGGACCUCCGAGUGUCGGUGGAGGGAACCCAAGUGUCUUAGAGAGCACAGUUAAACCCUUGCGUAAGAAUUCUCUAACAGGUGAUCUGGGACAGGAAUUCAUCAUCGAGAACACGUUUUUGUACUACCUAUUCACCUUCGGAACCGAAUUGGGAAACGAGCUGUUUUAUAUCACCUUUUUCCCGUUCUUCAUAUGGAACGUGGAUGCAUAUGUUAGCCGGAGACUGGUAGUUGUAUGGGUUUGGGUAAUGUACCUUGGUCAGUCAACCAAGGAUGUGAUUCGGUGGGCCAGACCAGCUUCGCCGCCUGUGGUCAAGGUGGAGAUGUUCUAUAACUCUGAGUACAGUAUGCCCUCUACGCACGCCAUGUCGGGAACUGCCAUUCCCUUCUCGCUGUUCCUGCUGACCUACGAGCGUUGGGAGUACCCCUUCCAGGUGGGCCUCUCGCUGGCACUGUGCUGGUGCAUCCUGGUCUGCAUCAGCCGGAUCUACAUGGGCAUGCACUCCAUCCUGGACAUAAUCGCUGGCGUGUCGUUCAGCGUUCUGAUCCUGGUGGUGUUCCAGCCAGCCCUGGACAUGAUUGACAACUUCUACCAGACGAACCACUACGCCCCCUUCUUAAUCAUCACCCUCCACAUAGGCAUGGGCCUCUUCUCCUUCACCCUGGACACCUGGAGCACCUCCCGGGGCGACACUGCCCAGAUCCUGGGCUGUGGAGCUGGCAUGGCCCUGGGUUCCCACCUCAACUACCGCCUGGGCCUGAUGCCUGACCUCCCCCUGACCCAGCUGCCCCUGUCCCCUCCAGACCUCAGUGUCUCCCUGGUGGCCGUGGCCCUGCUGAGGUUGAGCCUGGGAGUGCUGUUGCUGCUGGCCACCCGCGCCCUCAUGAAGGCUCUCACCAUCCCGCUGGCCUGCCGCCUAUUUGGCAUCUCCAGCGGGGACACCAGGAAGGCCCGGCAGCACAUGGAGGUGGAGCUGCCCUACAGAUACAUUGUGUACGGGACGAUGGGCUUCAACACGCUCUUCCUGGUUCCUCUGCUCUUCACCUACCUGAAGCUCUCCUGAUGGUGAGGGGCUCUGUUUUCAGCUCCUGGCCCUCAUCCUGCUCAUCCUGGCCCUCAUCCCGACCCUAAUCCUCAGCCCUCAUCCUAACCCUCAUCCUGCUCAUCCUGACCCUCAUCCUGCUCAUCCUGACCCUCAUCCUGACCCUCAUCCUGCUCAUCCUGACCCUCAUCCUGCUCAUCCUAACCCUCAUCCUGCUCAUCCUGACCCUCAUCCUGCUCAUCCUGACCCUCAUCCUGCUCAUCCUGACCCUCAACCUGCUCAUCCUGACCCUCAUCCUGCUCAUCCUGACCCUCAUCCCGACCCUCAUCCUGUGCCUCACUCUACACAGCACCCUCAGGACCGCACCACUUAUUCCUAUUCCAGACAAACCGAGCGCUGCCACUUGGUCCUCGCCCCGCACGCUGGUCACGGAUGACACUUUGAAGCAGGGGCGUCAAAAGGACUGAGCCAGCCGGAUACCACUGAUCUAGUUCCUGUAAUUAACCUGUGUCUUACUAUUCAGAAAAAAAACCUGGAUAAUUCAGGCCUGUUCUCAACCUUUGAUUUGAUGGUGAUCUCAAUUAUAUCUUACUUACUUGCCACCCCUCAGUAAAUGGUAAAAGUAAAUGGGAAUUAAUUGUAUUUUAUUCUUUUUUUCUUUUUUUUAAGGGCUAAAUUUAUGUAUUUUUACAUAAUUAAUGUAGUUUUUUUUAAUUUAUUUGAUUGCAUUUGUUAGUUUCACUUCAGACUGAUGGGAGAAAAGCCAUUACUGGGCACAUAUGAUGCUAAAGCAUCACCUUUUCACUGUGGGAUGUGUACUAUAUGUAGAUUAUAGGGUUUCAGGUAAUACGAAGAUAUGCAUGUUCUGUCAAGUCGUUGAAGGGGAUCCCCCUUACUCCUAUAAAUGAUCUGACGUGGUGUCAGAGGAGGAAAGGUCUGUUCCAGGAGACGAGGGAAGACUAUCAGAAGACUGUCAGAAGACUAUCUGUCUCCUGUGUCCCUCCUCUAGAAACUCAGAGGAACAAACACAAUGUCCCUUACUUCAGUGUACCUCUCUGUUCCUCUUCCUCCUUCCUUCCUUCCUUCUUUCUUGAUCAUCUUCCUUGUUUCUCUGCGGUAGUUGGACUACAGUGAUGAGUAUGCUAUAAUGAGGGGGCUUAUACAACGCUACCCGCUUUCGCUGCUCUAAUGUGGCACGUUAAUUUACUACGUCAAAGACAUAUUAGCAUGUUAUUGCUUCAAUCGUCUCACCUGCUGAGGCAACCCUACUUUGUAACCCGAAGCAUGCCAUUGGCUUUCCACUAGCAGGCAGUUUACUGGUUAUUCGGUCCCCUGUGUUGUGUAUAUAGUAAUGGUAGUACUGUGCAGUACUGUAUUGUACAGUGUUCGUCUAGACGGGACUGUAUUUGGCUCUGUUUGGGCUGGACUUGUGUGUUUGUCGUUUCAGAAACAUGCAGCAACAUGUAACUAUGAUUUUGGACCGAGAAAGUCCUUAGACCUUCUGUCCCGAGACAACUUUAAAACGGCCUUCACUUUCCUCAUUGUACAGGCUUCAACUCCCAUGAUCAAUUUGUAAGUAGAGUGAGAUGGUACUGUCCUGAUAAAAAUGCACUGACCUUCAUAUUCCAUUCAUUGUGGUUUUGCUGACUGGCAGAGGUCAGAGGUCAGACACAGCUGUGUCUGGGGUGUGUUUAGUUCACAUCCUGUGGCCUUGUCUUGUGUGUGUGUGUGCGCGCUUGUGUUUGUUUCAUGCAUUUUUAGGAAGGUUAGGGUUUGGUCCAGUUUGGUUAGUGUUGAGUCCAUUGACGGGACCAAAAUUGUGAACACAAUUCAGAUUUUUUUGAAGUAGACAACUGGUGGUGUAGCUGGUCUGUUUAUUAAGCACUAUCCUUCGUAUUUAUUCGUAGCAGGAAAGUCUCACUGCAGAUGGGGGAAACACAAGGAAAUGAGAUUGAUAAGGCCAAUAAAACCAAACAUCCUGGUGUUGAUGGCUUCUUUUGUUUUUCUUGUCAAGUCCCCAGUGCGUUGAGUGAAUUUUCACCGCACACUCAUGGAUUGCCCAACUCAAAAUAUUGUAGACUUUGUACAGACAUAAUUGUUGGAUAUGUUUUAAAAGACUUUUGUCUGGUUAUGUGCUCUUUGUAAUUGGUCAAUUUAACAAUGAUGUUUUGCUGUUCUUCCAGGUGUUCUAAUGCUAUCUUAAAUCUCAGAAAAUAUUAAUUUUCUAUGUGGAUGAUCACUGUUGUUUUUUUAACUUUUUGACCAAAUGAAUUUUCCUGUCUAGCUGUUCUGUAGCUUAUUGUACUGUGUCUGAACACCCUAGUGCCUUUACUGUAGUUCAGGAAGGAUUGAGAAGGUUCCAUGUCUUUCAGGGUUCAUGCUUGUUAAAGUGUUUCUGGGUCCAAUCUAUUUCUUUUUGAUAACUGUGUAACAGUCUGUCAUAACUACACAAGUUUUUUUUUUAUUCAAACAGCCACCUUGUGACUUGAGUUACUAUCCGAAUAGCCUUUUUUAAUUGUCAUUGUUUGUUUAAAUGCAUAUCAAUAUGAGCAUGACAGGAUUUUAUGUUUUGAUAAACGAUUCGUGUCUUCAAAAAGGCUCAAUGUGCUCAAGUUACCUUUUCACAGACCAAAUUAAAUCUGUACUGGUUUUUAAUCAAUGUAUUCUUUACAAUGUGCAACUAGGAUAUGUUCCUGUAUGUCAAGUUAACAAUACAUUUGUUGUAGAUCUAUGUUAGAUAAGAUGUGAAAAUAAGAUAAAUCAUUAAGCACUUUUCACACCUUGUUUUUCUGUAGAUUAGAGUUUGAUAAAAGAUGCUUUGACAUUGUAUCAUAUUGUUUAAGUGAAAUGUAUUUUAAAAAAGAUCAAAGAAAUCUGUUUUCUCUUUAAAUUAUAAAAUAAAGAUAUUGUUUUGGUCACUA
Molecule: messenger RNA, 4703 nt
Organism: Hypomesus transpacificus
Lineage: Eukaryota; Metazoa; Chordata; Actinopteri; Osmeriformes; Osmeridae
Gene: sgpp1b
Product: sphingosine-1-phosphate phosphatase 1b
Exons: 3
Coding region: 322-1803 (493 amino acids)
Biological process (GO): sphingosine metabolic process; phospholipid dephosphorylation
Cellular component (GO): endoplasmic reticulum membrane
Molecular function (GO): sphingosine-1-phosphate phosphatase activity
Source: RefSeq, a predicted model, not a curated record